Jatropha curcas is the source of this 2398-nucleotide messenger RNA. The record is from RefSeq and is a predicted model, not a curated record. Lineage: Eukaryota; Viridiplantae; Streptophyta; Magnoliopsida; Malpighiales; Euphorbiaceae.
GUUAAAGUGAAUAAAUUGGACAGUGUGUAUAUAAUACAUGUUUUUAUAUAGUAGGAGCUAAAUUCCGCAUCGGCUGAUCCACCUUCUGUCUUGGGGGCUUCUAGGGUUUUAUUGACUAGCAAAACCAACAAUCACAUGGCGGGGGCUGGAAUCCAUCCAUACCACCAGCAGUGGCCGCCGGCAGCUGCUCCUCCGCCUCCACCCGCUGCGGCGGCUGCGGCUCCUCCCCCAUCUGUCCACCAUGCGCCUCCGGUCCUUGUUGACAAUAGUAACCGUGGUCCUACGCAUGAUGAGGUUCGAACAAUAUUCAUAACUGGACUUCCUGAAGAUGUGAAGGAGAGAGAAUUGCAGAACUUACUGAGAUGGCUUCCUGGUUAUGAGGCUUCUCAAGUUAACUAUAAAGGAGAAAAGCCUAUGGGUUUUGCUCUCUUCUCCACUGCCCAGCUUGCUAUUGCAGCCAAAGACGCUCUUCAGGAUAUGGUUUUUGAUGCGGAAUCUAAGUCUGUGUUGCAUACAGAGAUGGCUAAGAAGAAUCUCUUUGUUAAAAGAGGAAUAGUGGCAGAUUCCAAUGUUUAUGAUCAAAGUAAACGACUGAGAACUGGUGGUGACUAUUCACACACUGCUUAUACAUCGCCAUCUCCAUUUCACCCACCUCCUGCCCCUGUUUGGGGACCACAUGGCUAUAUGGCCCCUCCUCCACCUCCAUAUGAUCCUUAUGCAGGCUACCCUGUUCCUCAAGUGCCAAUGCCCACUCCUGCCCCUAUACCAGCCCCUAGCAGUUAUGUACCUGUUCAGAACACAAAAGAUAAUCCUCCUUGCAAUACCCUCUUCAUUGGUAAUCUCGGGGAGAAUAUAAAUGAGGAUGAACUGAGGGGUCUAUUUAGUGUACAACCUGGCUUUAAGCAAAUGAAAAUAUUGAGGCAAGAAAGGCAUACUGUUUGUUUUAUUGAAUUUGAGGAUGUGAACAGUGCAACCAAUGUGCACCGUAAUCUUCAAGGUGCUGUUAUCCCUAGCUCUGGUUCUGUUGGCAUGCGCAUACAAUAUUCUAAGAACCCAUUUGGGAAGAGGAAAGAUGGAGGCCAUCCAGUUGCUUCCCCAAGUGCCAAUGGGGCUCCACCAACCUACCAGUAGCUUGAAGGGGAUGUACUCUGACCUUUAUGCUCCGAGAAAUACAUGAUAGGAUGCAUCUUGCAGCUGUUCCAUGCAUCCAUUUCAUUAUCAACAUCAGCAUCAGCAUUAGCAUCCUUCUCAUGUGCAUGAAUGCACAUAGUGCCAUCAUGAACGCACCAUUUGGUCAUGUUAUACUAAUUUCUUCAGGACAUGCAUUUGUCAGCGGCAUCUUUUGAUGUGUGGAUAACCUAAUAGGGGCACAGAUUUGUUUAUCAUUUGUAGAAGUGAUGCAUGGAAGUUUGUUUUUUUUUUUAGUUAAUUUGUAUUUUCCUUCUGCCUCUUGUUGCCCAUAUUCUACAUUAGUAUUAGGAAAUGCUUUUCUGGAUAGACAUCUUUAUGCUUUCCUUGAUAGGCUAAAUUGCAACAUUACGUAACAUGACAUCGUGAGGGAGUUGAUAUUCAGAUAUCAUGACACAAAUUUAAUAACUCAAUUCAUUCCAUGAAUCAUGUAUUCUUAUAGCCAUUAACACAAAUUCUAUAUGCUCAAUUCAUUCCAUGAAAGUUCCCUUGAAAGGCUGAAUUACAAUACAUUACUUAACAUGACAUCCUAAGGCAGCUGAUAUUCAGAUAUCAUGACACGAAUUCAAUACCUCAAUUCAUUCCAUGAAUCAUGUUAGCCAUUAACAUAAACCCCUUGUUUAGUCUGUUCCAUAAAAUGAAUCACUCUUCCCUCGACCAGUUGAGCAAAAAUAAAAAGGUCAUGAUGAUUGAUUUGGUGAUCAGGUAAACUGAAAGCAUAGUCAUCUGAAGGAUGUCAGGGAAUACAUCCCCUCUUGAUUUACAUGCAGGCUUUUUCAGUACAAAAAUGAGAAGCUUCUGUUCAUUUGAGGAUGCUAAGUGCUGCAGCUGCUUUUAAUAUCUGGUAAUGUAGUGGCAAGAAAGUCUUGGUGAAACAUCAAUGUUUGGGUAUUAGAUGUUGGAUUUAAACUGAAGCAAACUUCAUACGAAUAGGGGUGCUUGAGAUCGCAAAGGUAGGUCUGAUUUCAUAUUUAAUAAUUACUAUAUAGGAAGGGACUUUUGGCUCAUUGUUUUUUGUUGUGGUAUUUGCUGCAAUGGAAAAUCGAAGUAGGGAAAAAAGUCAGCGCGUAAUAGGAACAAUAUGAUAACAAGCAAGUUGUAGUUCUGAUGUUAGUGUUUGGGUAGCUUGCGCACUGAAGUCUGCUUUCCAUAAAUUCUUUGGUACUCUUUUUUGUUAUCUUAAUUUUUCUCUUUGCUGCUGUUUUAUCUA